AAUUUCGGAGAGACAAGAUGGUUUCAGGACUUUUUCCUGUACUGUUUCAGACAUGUGGUUUAUAUAUUUAUAUAUGUGUUUGCUUGGUACAUUUAUUUUAUAUCUUAGACCUUAUAAUUCUCAUAACACUAACACCAGUGGAUUGAUUUAAGCAAUUGCUCCUUAACAAGUACUGUAAAUUGUUAAGUAAUGAGUUAACAAUUUGUUUUGAAUUGUUUACUUCGAAGUGGCAAACUCCAUUGUUCUCUCCAUGUAUUUUACCACCACUGGACAAUACUUCCUUUGUGUUUCACUUUCUUGGAUUAACAGCGGCUAUAGCAGGAACCCGGAAACCAUGCUCUUGAGAAGUCCCACUUGAAAGCAACAGACCUGCUUUGAUAGUUUGAGGACCCUGAAGCAAAAUAUUUAUGGUUAAAAUGCUUUGCAUAAGAAACAUGAGCUCUUGUUACGUAACCCUUGGUCUAUAAAUGGAAUCCUGAAUGCCUCCUAAAUUAUUCUUGCUAAGACUUUUGUGGAACAAAACGGAAAUUACAAAGUGACUGGACUUUUGAUAUAAACUCCAAACAUGGACCAAACAAUGAAUCCUAACAGACCAUACAUCCAGAGAAUGCUGAUACUUCUAAUACUUUCUUCAUUGGUAAGGGGAGCAUCUCUGCAGAGAACCACCAGCUCUGCUCCAAGGCUUGUUCUGUCAGGAUGGGUUCCUAAUGCUUGUACAUUAGUUGUAUGUGGAUCUUCUGAGACCAGACCAAAAGGAGAAGAGGGAGAUCAAGGAUUACCAAGACCUCAAGGACUACAGGGUCCAGCAGGACCAACUGGCAUUCCUGGUUCAGAAAGGGAUUUCUGGUGGAAAGGGAUUUCUGGUGGAAAGGGAUCAAGGGGAAACAGUAAUCUUCCAGAGCUGGAAAGCCUUAAAACACAAAUAAGGGACUUGGAAACAGAGUUGGAAGGUUUGAAAGCUGCCAUCACCAAAACUCAAAGAGUUCUCCUUCCCCCCAACGGCGUGAUGGUUGGUGAGAGGAUAUUCAAAACAGAUGGAUCCAGAGGUGAUUAUGAUGCUGCGCGUGAGACCUGCUCGCGCCUGGGUGGCGCACUUGCCUUCCCGAGGAAUGCGGCAGAGAACAGCGCCCUGCAAAAAAUAGUGACCUGGCAUAACAGAAGAGCAGUCCUUGGGAUCAACGACAUGGCGACAGAAGGCAGGUUUGAGAACCUGAAUGGCGACGCCAUUGCGUACUCUAACUGGGCCAGAGGAGAACCAAAUAAUCUUGGCAAUGAGGACUGUGUAGAAAUGCAUGAGGAUGGCAAAUGGCAUGACAGAGGCUGCACACUUGAGUGGUUAGUCAUUUGUGAAUUCUAAAAUCAGGAGGUGCAGGAGUGGCCAUGUUUGUGAGGUCAACGAAUAGUUUGUUCUAAUUCUUUCCAAGUUCAGUACCCCUCUAGCUUGAACAGGGAGUUGCACAAGUGAUAUUCAAGAUGCAAUAAUAAUAAUAAUAAUAAUAAUAAUAAUAAUAAUAAUAAUAAUAAUAAUAAUUUAUUAUUUAUUAUUUAUACCCCGCCCAUCUGGCUGGGUCUCCCCAGCCACUCUGGGCGGCUUCCAACUGCAUAUUAAAAACAGUACAGCAUCAAACAUUAAAAACUUCCCUAAACAGGGUCGCCUUCAGUUGUCUUCUAAAAGUAAAAUAAUUGCUUAUUGCCUUGACAUCUGCUGGGAGGGCAUUCCACAGGGCGGGUGCCACUACCGAGAAGGCCCUCUGUCUGCUACUUUCCUUUACCUGACUGUGUUAAUAAAGAAUAUGGCAAAUUUAAUGUGAGGCGUGUGAUUUCUUGUAAAGCAUGUCCAAGAAUAAAAAUUCAGGUU
This is a messenger RNA of Zootoca vivipara (common lizard), 1858 nucleotides long. Its product is annotated as pulmonary surfactant-associated protein D-like. The record is from RefSeq and is a predicted model, not a curated record. Gene Ontology annotation, molecular function: growth factor activity. Gene Ontology annotation, biological process: ossification. Lineage: Eukaryota; Metazoa; Chordata; Lepidosauria; Squamata; Lacertidae.